Messenger RNA from Silurus meridionalis, 5601 nucleotides. RefSeq names its product low density lipoprotein receptor-related protein 5 (gene lrp5). Gene Ontology annotation, molecular function: protein binding. The coding region runs from base 369 to 5189 and encodes 1606 amino acids. The transcript is spliced from 24 exons. The record is from RefSeq and is a predicted model, not a curated record. NCBI's taxonomy places the organism in Eukaryota, Metazoa, Chordata, Actinopteri, Siluriformes, Siluridae.
CUAACAUUCGGCUUUUUUCAUCUCACUUUGAUCGCCUCAAUGCUUUGAUGUUUGUUACGAGCGCAGUGUGCGCGUGUGUGCGCACGUGCGUGUAGUGAGUGUACGCACACACACACACACACACACACACACCGCGUAUGUGGAUAUUGAAUGCGGCUCUCGUGCACACGGUGACGUGACGUCUCCGCUCUUUACUCUCUGCGCGCUCCCGCUACUCUGUGCCGCGCGCUCCCGCUGACUGCGUGAGACUCUCGGAGCUGCUGCUGGACAAAAAGGAAGAAGUCGAAAGAAAGAGAGAGCGAGAGCGAGAGCGAGAGAGCGGGGAAAAGAGGGAUAAUGGCGGAGUGGUGGUGGAGCUGAACAGCAGGAUGAAGUGUUUCUUCUCGAAUCUGCUGCUUUUCUGUUCCUUCGCUCUGAGUGUCGGUUCUCCCCUGCUGCUCUUUGCUAAUCGGCGUGAUGUGCGCCUGGUGGACGCUGAGUCAGUGCGAGCGGACUCGGCUGUGUUGGUCAGUGAUCUGGAGGACGCUGCUGCUGUGGACUUCCUUUUCUCUGAGAGCCUGGUGUUCUGGACGGACGUCAGUGAGGAGGCCAUCAAACAGACCUUCUACAACCAGAGCAGCAACGCGGUAAAAGAAGCGGUACUGGGUUCUGGUCAGAAGGUGGUGGUAUCAGGUCUGGACUCCCCCGAUGGCUUGGCGUGUGAUUGGCUGGGACGUAAACUGUACUGGACCGACUCGGAGACGAACCGUAUUGAGGUGGCGAACCUGGACGGAACCUCACGCAAAGUUCUGUUCUGGCAAGAUCUGGACCAACCUCGAGCCAUAGCACUGAAUCCUGCACAGAGGUACAUGUAUUGGACAGAUUGGGGGGAGGAGCCAAGGAUUGAGCGCUCGGGGAUGGACGGCAGCAGCAGGAAGGUGAUUAUAGAGGAGGAUAUUUACUGGCCAAAUGGUCUGACCAUCGACCUGGACGAGCAGAAACUGUACUGGGCCGACGCCAAACUCAGCUUCAUCCACAGAGCCAACCUGGACGGCACCGCAAGAGAGACGGUGGUGGAAGGGACGCUCACACACCCGUUUGCUCUCACACUGUUUGAUGAGACGUUGUACUGGACAGACUGGCAAACUCGCUCCAUCCACUCAUGCAACAAACACACGGGGAACAACCGCAGAGAAAUCCUCAACGGCAUCUACUCACCCAUGGACAUCCAGGUGCUGGGGCAGAGGAGACAACCGUACAUUCAGACCCCCUGUAGUGAUGGAAAUGGAGGAUGUUCUCACCUGUGUCUGCUUUCACCAUCACCUCCAUUCUACAGCUGCUCCUGUCCUACCGGCGUCAAACUGCACCCUGACGGCAAAACCUGCAGACCAGGAGCGGAGGAGGUUCUGCUUCUGGCCCGUCGGACCGACCUGCGCCGGAUCUCUCUGGACCUCCCGGAUUUCACCGACGUGGUCCUCCAGGUGGGUGACGUGCGUCACGCCAUUGCCAUCGAUUACGACCCGGUGGAGGGCUACGUGUACUGGACGGACGACGAGGUGCGGGCGAUCCGGCGUUCCCGGCUGGACGGAAGCGAUGCCCACACACUGGUGAGCACAGAGGUGGAGCAUCCGGACGGCCUCGCUAUCGACUGGAUCGCACGCAACCUGUACUGGACCGACACGGGGACCGACCGCAUCGAGGUGACGCGCCUCAACGGCUCGGCCAGGAGAAUCCUCAUCUCUGAGGGUCUGGGUGAACCCAGGGCCAUCGUCCUCGACCCGGUCAGCGGAUACAUGUACUGGACGGACUGGGGUCAGAAGCCGAAGAUCGAGCGUGCUAAUCUGGACGGUUCUGAGCGCGUGGUGCUGGUAAACACGUCUCUGGGCUGGCCCAAUGGAUUAGCGCUGGAUUACGCUACGGGAAAGCUCUACUGGGGCGACGCUAAGACUGAUAAGAUCGAGGUGAUAAACGUGGACGGUUCGAACAGAGUGACUCUGCUGGAUGAUAAACUGCCGCACAUCUUUGGCUUCACGCUGCUGGGCGACUACAUCUACUGGAGCGACUGGCAGCGGAGGAGCAUUGAGCGAGUUCACACCACCAAGAUCACACGCGAGGUCAUUGUUGAGCAGCUGCCCGACCUCAUGGGCCUCAAAGCCACCAAAGUCACCAAGGUGUUCGGCACUAACGGCUGUAGUGAGUCCAAUGGUGGCUGCAGUCACCUGUGUUUUAACGGGCCGCGGGGAAUCACGUGCGCGUGUCCGAUGGGUCUGGAGCUCCUCAGCGAUCUGCGCACAUGCGUGGUUCCUGAAGCGUUCCUGCUCUUUACCAACCGCGCAGACAUCCGCAGCAUCUCGCUGGGAACCAACAGCAACGAUGUGGCCAUCCCACUCAGCGGCAUCAAAGAGGCUUCAGCGCUCGACUUUGACGUCGCAGAGAACCGAAUCUUCUGGACUGACGUUAACACCAAGACGAUUAGCCGUGCCUUUAUGAAUGGUAGCAGCGUGGAGGCGGUGAUCGAGUUCGGUCUGGAUUAUCCUGAGGGCAUGGCUGUGGACUGGAUGGGCAGAAACAUCUACUGGGCCGACACCGGAACCAACAGGAUCGAGGUGGCCCGUCUUGACGGUCAGUACCGGCAAGUUCUGGUGUGUAAAGACCUGGACAACCCUCGCUCGCUAGCACUGGAUCCUGCUAACGGGUAUAUGUACUGGACGGAGUGGGGGGGCCGGCCCCGUAUUGCCUGCGCUCACAUGGAUGGGACCAACAUCAUCACUGUGGUGGAUAAAGUGGGCAGAGCCAACGGUCUGACCAUCGACUACAUGGACCAGAGACUCUACUGGACUGACCUGGACACGUGCAUGAUCGAGUCCACCAACAUGCAGGGUCUGCAGCGUGAGAUUAUAGCUGAUGAUCUCCCACACCCGUUUGGUCUGACGCAGUACCGAGACUUUAUCUACUGGACAGAUUGGAACCUGCGCAGUAUCGAGCGAGCGGAUAAGCGGAGUGGGCAGAACCGCACUCUGGUGCAGGGACACGUUGAGUAUGUGAUGGACAUCCUGGUGUUCCACUCAUCACGCCAGGACGGAUCCAACCAGUGCUCCCACAACAACGGCCUCUGUGCCCACCUCUGUCUCGCCACUCCAUCAGGGGCUCAGUGUCGCUGUGCAUCACACUACACACUGCAGAGUAACGGUCACAACUGCAGCUCUCCCUCCAGUUUCCUGCUGUUCAGUCAGAAGAGCUCGAUCAGUCGGAUGGUUUUGGGGGAGCAGAGCCCGGAUAUGAUUCUGCCGAUUCACGUGUUAAAGAAUUUGCGAGCGAUCAGCUUCGACCCGCUGAAGCGCUUCAUCUACUGGAUUGAUGGGAAGCAGAGCAUCCGCAAGGCCCGGGACGACGGCUCUCAGGCAGCGACAGUGGUGUCCUCGACGCAGCCUCUGAAACAGCCACACGACCUGAGCUUGGAUCCGUUUAGCCGCACGGUAUACUGGACCUGUGAGAACACCAACACCAUCAACGUGCAGCGAAUGGACGGACAGACACUGGGAGAGGUGCUGAGGGACGACGUGGACAAACCCAGAGCUAUCGUCGUCAAUGCCGAGAAAGGCUACAUGUACUUCACCACGCUGCAGGAUCGCUCAGCUAAGAUCGAAGGAGCGUCUCUGGACGGGACGGAGCGCGAGUCCCUGUUCACGACCGGGUUGAUCCGGCCCGUAGCACUCACGCUGGAUAACAGACUGGGGAAGCUGUUCUGGGUGGACGCCGAUCUGAAACGCAUCGAGAGCAGCGAUUUGUCCGGAGCCAAUCGGAUCGUCCUCCAGGACUCCAACAUCCUGCAGCCGAUUGGACUGAGCGUGCUUGGAGAUCAUCUCUACUGGAUCGAUAAGCAGCAGCAGAUGAUAGAGCGUGUGGAUAAACGAAGCGGGGACAAGAGGACACGGAUCCAGGGCCGGAUUCAGUCUCUGACUGGAGUUCAUGCCGUGGAGCUCAUGGAGACCGACGAGUUCUCCUCCCAUCCUUGUUCCCGUGACAACGGAGGAUGUUCGCACAUCUGCAUUGCCAAGGGAGACGGGACUCCGCGAUGCUCAUGUCCUAUACACCUGGUACUGCUGCAGAACCUGCUCAGCUGUGGAGACCCCCCCACGUGUUCGGCAGACCAUUUCACAUGUGCGACGGGUGAAAUCGACUGCAUCCCAAUGGCCUGGAGGUGCGAUGGGAUUGCUGAGUGCUCCGACCACAGCGAUGAGAUGAACUGCCCCGUGUGCUCCGAGCAGCAGUUUCAGUGUCACGGUGGUCAGUGUGUCGAUGCUAAACUGCGCUGCAACGGAGAACAGGACUGCACUGACGGCUCCGAUGAACUCGACUGCAACACUAUCUGCUUGCCAAACGAGUUCCGCUGUAAAAAUAACAAAUGCAUCUCGAAGAAGCAGCAGUGCGACUCGUACCCCGACUGCUCAGACGACUCAGAUGAGCUGUUCUGCGAUUUCCCUCCACCCAGUGGAGACGAGCGUCACACCAACACCAUCGGGCCAGUGAUCGGGAUCAUCCUGUCGGUGUUUGUGUUGGGCGGAAUGUGUUUUGUGUGUCAGCGAGUCGUGUGUCGCCGUUACAAAGGGCCGACUGGGGGAUUCCCUCAUGAUUACAUCACCGGGACCGCCCACGUCCCUCUGAACUUCAUCAGCACCAAUAACUCACAACAUGCUAACUGUACAGGUAUAUCAUGUGGGAAGUCCAUCGUGAGCUCGGUCAGUCUGAUGGGCAGCAGCAGCAGUGGAGCUCCUCUGUACGACAGGAACCAUGUGACUGGAGCUUCAUCCAGCAGCUCAUCCAGCACCAAAGCUGCCUUUUACCCUCAGAUUCUGAAUCCUCCUCCAUCACCAGCUACAGAUCGCUCGCUCUACAACACUGAAGUGUUUUAUUCGUCCAACAGUCCAUCCACGACUAGGUCCUACAGGCCUUAUGUAAUGCGAGGUGGAGCUCCGCCCACUACCCCCUGCAGCACAGACGUGUGUGAUAGUGACUACACACCCAGCCGCUGGAAGAGCAAUAAGUACUACAUGGAGGUGAACUGGGACUCGGAGCCAUGCCCACCCCCGCCCACCCCACGCAGCCACUACAUGUCCGCCGAGGAGAGCUGUCCUCCAUCUCCCUCCACCGAGCGCAGCUACUUCCACCUGUGUCCACCUCCACCCUCACCCUGCACUGACUCGUCCUGACCCCACACACACACACACACACACACACACAGCCAUGUGGGCCUCGCUCGGUCCUCGGUCCUUCACACACGUUUCUUGAUGUAAAAGAAACGAAACCAAACAGACGUUAUUUUCUACAGCGGAGAUGUUGUACAUAUGUAUAAUAAAGUAAAUAAUAAUAAUGACAAUAAGGAUAAUAACAGUAAUAAUAAUAAUAAUAAUAAUAAUAAUAAUGACGCAUCGCCGCCUCAGUCGUCAUGGUGAUGUCUCCUGUGUCUAUGUGAAUUCUUUUAACGAAUUACGAAGUUUGGCUAGUUCUGUUUACCAAAAGUGUGUUUGCUGCUAUUGUACAUAAUAAUCCUUUAAUCCGAAUAGUCAGUCACGCCUCGACACGUGUACAUAUUUAAAUAAAUUAAUACGAAUAUUAAUCUGA